ACGGAGGCGCAUGCGCAACGUCAACCUCUCCGCCAUCGGUUGGGGAAAACAUGGCGGGGCCCAGUUCUGAGGCGAGCGGCCGGCAGUUGCGACCGGGGAAAAGCAACCGGAUCCUCUUGGUGCGACAUUUGCCCGCCGUCUUGACGGCCUCGGAGAAAGAAGAGUUGCUGAGGCACUUCGGGGCUUCGUCGGUGCGGAUCCUUUCGGACCACGGCAGGCUGAAACAUACAGCUUUUGCGACUUUUCCCAAUGAAAAUGCAGCUACUCAGGCUUUAUCAAAACUACAUCAGCUCAAUCUUCUAGGCCACACUCUUGUAGUUGAAUAUGCAAAGGAUCAAGAGAGUGGUUUUGCAAUUAGCGAACCUUCUGAAAAAGACAAAAGUCUUGAAGAGCCUGUCAAAGAAGAGAAGGGGCAAAAAGACCUAAGCUGUCUCAGAAUUGAAAGUGGAGUUGCUCCUAGCCAUGGGUUAACAUUCCCUAUAAAUUCGUGCCUCAAAUAUUUGUACCCCCCACCGUCCAGUACAAUCUUAGCCAACAUAGCAAAUGCUUUGGCAAGCGUUCCUAAAUUCUAUGUACAGGUUCUGCAUCUUAUGAACAAAAUGAAUCUUCCACCUCCUUUUGGACCAAUUACUGUACGGCCACCCAUGCACACAAAUAAUUUGCACCCAGCACUGACACCUUCAGAUGUGUUUGAGCAGCCACAAACAAUAGGAAUCAAGAAGAUUGAAUUUAACAUUUCUUCAGAGACGCCUACUAUUCUUCAGAAAAGCGUGGAAAAGGAGCACAAUGAUGACUCUUCCUCGGAAGCUGAUGAUAUAACUAAUGAAGGAUUUGGAAAAAUUUUCCCGGCUCUCAGUUCUAAUCAUAAAGAGGACACAGAAGAUGAAGAGGAUGAAAUUCCUUCAGAAUUUGUUUCUAAAAGAGUGUUAGAAAAAGGCAGAAUCUCAAAAAAAGAAAUGGAAACACUUUCUGUCUUCAAAAAUUACGACCCCGGAGAUCCAAACUGCAGAAUUUAUGUGAAGAAUUUAUCUAAACAAGUUCAAGAAAAGGAUUUGAAAUUUAUUUUUGGAAAAUACAUUGACUUUUCAUCAGAAACUGAACGAAUAAUCAAUUCGCUCGAUCAGCAAGACCGAAGCCAGAUGCCAAAGACAAGCGAAAACCUAGAGGGGAAAAAAACCUGAAAAAACAUUCCUGCGUAAAUACUGCAGUAAUACUGUGUCAUGAAAAGUGUAUCCUUUCUUGUUGUAUCCUUUUUGUGAAUCUUUUUUGGAAAAAAACCUUAUUUUCUAGCAUUGUAAUACAGGCUAAAAUAGUAAACCAUUCUUCUUUCAUUUAACAGGACACCCAUAGAGGUUUUUAGCCUUUAAAUGUGCCUUUUAAAAUCCCAAUUAUUAAUUAAAAUCCCAGGCCUUCAGUAAGUGCAAGGGCUCUGCUUACGUUGGUAGAGCUUAAAACGUUGUACUGUAUACUAACUGAUGGCCUGGACUCAAGUAACCACUGCACUAAAAUUACAGAGAGAAAAAUGAAGUCUUCUUAUGUAGUUAUAUGCUCGUUCUGAUCUACAACUCAGCUGUUACUAUCAUGUAUUUUAUUUAUUUAUUUAUUUGAUUUCUAUAGCCGCCCACCUCAGGAAGGUGGUUCCACCACAAAACCGCG
This is a messenger RNA of Thamnophis sirtalis, 1656 nucleotides long. The record is from RefSeq and is a predicted model, not a curated record. Lineage: Eukaryota; Metazoa; Chordata; Lepidosauria; Squamata; Natricidae.